CUCAGGCUUCUGCAAGGGCAGCUAAGCGGGACCUACAGCUCAUGUGUCGGAUGGAUUCAUUCCAGUUGCUCUCACUAGCUGCCACAGCAGAUUUGCCUCUGUGCAACAGGGAGCUGCAGCUGAACCUCCUCUGUGCAUGAAAACACUCUGCAAACAUGGCUGGUAAAAUCCAGAGUCUGACUGAGGAGGAGAGGGCCCACCUACUCCCCCUGCUACGCAACGCUCAGUGGGUGGAGGUUGUGGGACGGGAUGCCAUUUACAAAGAGUUUAUUUUUAAAGACUUUAACCAGGCUUUUGGUUUCAUGUCCAGAGUGGCUUUACAAGCAGAGAAGAUGGAUCAUCAUCCUGAGUGGUUCAAUGUCUAUAAUAAGGUCCAGAUCACUCUCAGCACACAUGAGUGUGCAGGACUGUCCCAGCGAGACAUCACUUUGGCCACCUUCGUUGACCAGGCGUCAAUGAUGUGAGCAACACAUUAUCAGUCAUUUCAGCAGUGGAACUGAAAGUGACAGUUCUUCAUAUGUCACUUUCACUGAGAAAUCUGAGAAUCUGAGAUGUGUCUGCAAAUCCAAAGAAUAUGAACCAGUUACUUUCAAUGAACUGUGAAACAUGUAGCUGUAGAUGUUAGAUUGCAAAGGGUCCAAUGUGUUUCUAAAAAUGUGCUGUUGUUGGGUUUACACUUGGUGAAUAAAUGAGAUUAUCAGACAAAGUAAAUGGCAAAAAUGUUUACACAUUAAAGUCAUUUCUCAGCAAACAUUCCAGAUAAUAUUCACAACAAUCCCUCUGUCACAACUAGUGUCUUCUGUGCCAAUGUUUUUGUACUUUUCUGUUAUUAAAUGUUAUUUUCUGCCA
Molecule: messenger RNA, 849 nt
Organism: Centropristis striata (black sea bass)
Lineage: Eukaryota; Metazoa; Chordata; Actinopteri; Perciformes; Serranidae
Gene: pcbd1
Product: pterin-4 alpha-carbinolamine dehydratase/dimerization cofactor of hepatocyte nuclear factor 1 alpha
Exons: 4
Coding region: 156-464 (102 amino acids)
Biological process (GO): tetrahydrobiopterin biosynthetic process
Molecular function (GO): 4-alpha-hydroxytetrahydrobiopterin dehydratase activity
Source: RefSeq, a predicted model, not a curated record